AAACAUAAAUUUUGUAUUAGGCCAAAACUGUGCGCCCAUAAUAUACGUAACUGAUAUACCAUGCGUGGCACAUGCGCGGCCUAAGCUCGUGGAGGGGGAAUCUGGCAGCACUGGUUCAACCGUUUAAAAACCGGUUACCGGUUCGGCGUACGCUUCAUUUGUCCGUUGCAAGCAUCGUGUUCGCCUGAGUCUCCGCGGGUGGAUCGACGUAGCGCUUUAUUCUCACAUUAUUAACUUCGUUACGUGACAAUUGUCCCUUCCCAGAAAUAAAAAUGAGCAAUCAGCGAAGACGCGCUCAUGAUUUCACAGCCUCUUUAACAAGCUUUCGUCAAACGGUAAGCGACGACGAAUCAAGUUCGACAAUGUCUCGAGUGUCCUCGGACAACACAUCAUACGAUAUAAGAAGUAAACAACACAGAGGUGACUUACACAGCCAGUCAAAGCAUACCAAAUCUCGCGAAUCUGUUAUUCUAGCAGGUAGCUUAGUCAGCCAGCAAUACCAUUCGCUAUCCGACUCGUGCGAUAUUGCUAAGAACUGUAAUACCGCACACGAUAACAGGCAGCCUCAGCGGAGCGAUAUGUGGAACAUGUCGGACGAUAGUACGUCGUAUACGUCGCACAAAUUUGAUUUAAACAAAUGUAUAAAUCUGUUUGAUAACGAACAGCUUAAGGAAGACACUCUUGAAGAACAGUUAAGCGCCACGCUAUCCAAGACCGUGAUCGGCGAGAGAGUUCAUCGCCGUUUAAGCAGGGACCCGACCGUGGGACGACACAAUUGUAAUAGCCUUCGCCGUUCCAUGUCGGCAGAUUCGUUGAGACGCCAGGCUUUGCUCAAUCGAGAAUUCACGAGAUCCAAGAGCUACACUACGCUCGACCAGAUGUUGAAUAGAGACACGAACUAUAAUCUCAAAGCCGGCGAGCUUUUCAGUCCCAGCAGGACGGUUAAAUUAAUUUUUUCCUUCGACGUACCAACGUCGCGGAAAUCGCCCACUUUGCCAAGCGAGAAAGGUGACUUCUGUUACGCGAAAGAUAGCGAGAGACGCGAUACGAUGAGCAGCACGACUUCCAAGGGGGCGCUCAACUUGAAAUCCGAAUUGGUAAAACUUUUACGCUCAUUGCCAGAUGAGAAACCGUUGAAGGAGGCCACCACGCAGCGGCAUUUUCUGAGACGCCUGUCCGCAAAUUGUCAGGACUCGCCCAGAGUCUUUACGGAGAGAUUGCUAACUAUAAUUGAGGAGUCUGUAUUAAUCGACGAUUCUGGAGAGGUCAGUAUGCGCAGAUUUAACGAGAAACUGCAAAAAAUGCACAAGUUUAUAGAGGACGAGACCGUUCCCGAGUGGCCCCAGUCUCCCGGUACGUCGACACCGACGCCGAUUUCUGGUACAAAGAGAAAGAGCCAAGAACACAGAGCUGAUUCUUCGCGGAGAUCCCGCACUCACGGGACUCCCGAUUUAGGUCUGGUGACGCCCGUUUCUACCCGACGCGACGUUAAAAGUCCGAACAAGAUACGUCGGCGUAGGUCCAGGAACAGUUGCCGCCCGAGAGAUUUCAACGAUAACACGACUACGUUUGAAAAUUUGGAAGCGUAUUGCCAGAAAUUCUUUCCCUACGAGAACAAGACUUCGUCAGCGAGCGAUAAGAUUCAGUCGGAGUCUCCCCCGAGACAAAUGGAUAACUUUAGGCGUGCGUGCGAAAGUCAGAUGGCCUCCUUGGACAGCUCGAUUAAUAUUUACGAAGAGAUUAGGAAGGCUGGGACAUGUGCCUCGAAUUUCGCGAGUCAGAAUGUUCAGACACCUGAGGCGCAAGAUCGGCAACGCGGACCGGCGUCGUGUGAGAACAUAAAAUGUUCGAGGAAGGUCUCCAGCACGUUUAAGCGGCGGACGGAAUGUGGUAGGCGCUACAAGACGGCCGAACAACUGGACGAUUUGGAGAGUACGCUCAUGUACGAGAUUGCGAGGAAACGACAGAGGUGCCUCGACACGGCGAAGGUAUUGAUAGAAAUCGAUGCGAAUUUGGAGUCGACGGCAGCGUCGGAACAAAAGUAUCCGGAAAUCAGAGUCACCGAAGCCUCGCCGACUAUGACCACGAGCGACGAGAAGUUUAUGAAGGUUCUAAUGUGCGUGAAGAACUAUCAGGAUUACUUGGAAGAAUACAAACCCUUACUCAAUCAACUUCACCGAUUAAGGUCGACCUCUCGAGAUGCCGGAGCUACGAAGACGCUCGGCGAAAAGUUGGGUACUUCGUCAGUUUUAUCAGGGCACAAGAAAACAUUGCGGACACCGCGGACACCCAAGCUGUCACCGAGAAAGACGAGCCCUUCGUCGGCAAAACUUUCUGCUAACAAAACUGUCGUUUCGAAGCCAAGACUAUUCGUGACGCCUGGAAAGCAGUCCGUUAACAAGGGUUGUAAGCCGAAGCGUAUCUAUUUUCCCAAUUUGAUGCCGAAGCAGAAUAAGCAGGAAUCGAACAUCAAUCCGCACGCUAAGAAAAUUUAUCAGCAAAUGGGAAACUACGAUCACGUGAUAUCGCCCGUGGCCCAGUAUAUAAAGGGCACGGAGCAGAAAACAAAAUCAACGACCCAAAACGCACGACAAACUGACGCCUAGAACGAAGCGGACUAUGCCCAGUCCAGGAAAGAAGUUCCGAUCUCCGAUACGACCGAGAGAGGUGAGCAACGCGGCUAAAGAUAUAAAUAUAAUAUAAUUUAUUAGAACUGCAAUGCAUUAGAAAUCUGCUUCGGUCUGCGUUAUUUCGUAAGCUAACAGGAACAAAGAAUUGCAAAGGAUGAAAUCUAUAAUGAAUGUUAAUACAUGUUUGUAAGUUUGAUUAAAAGUGCAAUUCAAAUUAUUCUUUCGUGCUAGCAAUUGUUUCAUACUUUUUUUUUUAUCGCGAAGUCACUAUAUAUACUUUUCUGCAGGACUGAGAGCGUUCUUCAUGUAAAAAGAUUAAUAAAUAUAUAAAUAUGUUUAAUGCGA
Messenger RNA from Vollenhovia emeryi, 2975 nucleotides. RefSeq lists its product as uncharacterized. The coding region runs from base 273 to 2606 and encodes 777 amino acids. The record is from RefSeq and is a predicted model, not a curated record. Lineage: Eukaryota; Metazoa; Arthropoda; Insecta; Hymenoptera; Formicidae. The transcript has 2 exons.